Molecule: messenger RNA, 1096 nt
Organism: Nymphaea colorata (pocket water lily)
Lineage: Eukaryota; Viridiplantae; Streptophyta; Magnoliopsida; Nymphaeales; Nymphaeaceae
Product: protein CHAPERONE-LIKE PROTEIN OF POR1, chloroplastic
Exons: 5
Coding region: 73-918 (281 amino acids)
Cellular component (GO): chloroplast membrane
Source: RefSeq, a predicted model, not a curated record
ACCUUGACUGCACUUGCACGCCGGUGCCGUCCGUCGUUCUUGCGGGCCCUACGGCGGCCAUCGCCGGCAGCCAUGGCAUCGCAUGAUGCGGUUCUUACUCUCUCCCCUUUCGACAUGACGAGGACUCGGCGGAGGGUUGCGAUGGAACGAAUCGUCGGAGGACGAGGAGGCCGAAACCAGUGGCCGAUCCCUGCGAUGUCCUGCCCUUUCUCCAGAAAAUUGAGGAAAGGAGGGAGGGGUGCGAGAGAAGAAUGCGGUGUUGUCAGGUGCACGAUGGAUGCGACUUUCGGCGGUGGCGGUGGUGGUGUAGCUGUACCAAAAUUUCCAAGGAUGCAUGUAUGGGAUCCUUAUAGACGCUUGGGAGUCACUCGCGAUGCUUCUUCUGAAGAAAUUCGAGGAGCACGAUAUUUUCUGUUGGAUCAAUAUGCUGGCCAUGAGCCAAGUGAGGAGUCCAUAGAAGGUGCUUACGAGAAAAUCAUAAUGGCCAGUUUCAGACAAAGAAAGAAAACAAAAAUUAAUCUGAAGACUAGGCUAAAGAAGAGGGUAGAGGAAUCCCCUCCUUGGUUUAAGAGCCUGCUGGAAUUUGUUGAGCUACCACCAACUGACGUUAUCCUUAGGAGAUUUGCUCUCUUUGCUUUCAUGGGAGGCUGGAGUAUCACAAAUUCUGCUGAAACAGGCCCUGCUUUCCAGGUUGCAGUUUCCCUUGCGGCUUGCAUUUACUUUCUAAAUGACAAGAUGAAGAGUAUCGCCAGGGCUUCCAUAACUGGAUUCUUGGCGCUGGCGGUUGGAUGGAUAUGCGGCUCUACAGUAGUUCCAUUUAUUCCCACUUUUCUUAUCCGGCCAACGUGGAGUCUCGAACUCCUCACCUCUUUGGUUGCUUAUGUAUUUCUUUUCCUUGCUUGCACUUUUCUUAAAUAACCAACACUUGCCAAAUUGUAUUUGGUUUUGGCCAUCAAGUAAUGUUGUAAUUCUAGUCUUAUAAUUCUUAGGUGACCUUGAGAUUAAGUGCUGUGAAGUGGUCAUAUAUGCUGAGGCUCUUUCCCUGUCAAAAUACUCUUGUACUCUUGUUUUGCAGCUUUGCUUCUGUUCAAGUUCA